AUGUUGUGCCGGCGGCAGGGUUGUCGCUUAGGGGUCACUUGUGGCGGCCUCACUGCGGCGGCAACACAAAAAGCCGCAGGUGGGGGCGGGCAGCAACGCUUCAAGGCAACAAGAACAACGCCCGAGAGGCCCGCGGCGGGCCCAGCGCUACUGCGUCCAGAUCGCGUAGAGGCGGAGCGGCCUUUUCAGCAACGACUUGCAGUGCCGCAAGACGAGUUGUUGCCUGCACCGUCGUUCCCCACCUCGUGCCAAGCCAGCAUGAAAACAGAAAUGUCACGACAGCCUUCUUGCACCACCGCCGUGCACGCAAGAGAUGACGUGCGAUUUCAUCGACGCCUUGGCGGCCGCUUCACCAGUCUGUGUGACCAGGAGAAGUUUUACGGCACUGCGGAGGUGGCGUUCCACACCAUUUAUCAAGACAUUCAGCUGCGGCUGCAUUGGGCACGGGAGGCCCUGCGCCUCCUACAAGAGGCUCUGCCGCAGGCGUCGUACGGGCCAACGCCCGUUCCUCGACGUCUUGUGGUGCUUGUGUUGUAUUCGCACACACAGCACAACGCUGCGGUAGGGCUAUAUAUGCGGCGUAUCAGUUCGCAGGUAAGAGCAAUGCUUGCCGAGAACCACGAAGAGGUGCUGGGCGUCUUGACCGCUGUCGUGGGGGUGAAGUGGCGGAGCCUCACGACGGCUGAAGCGAAUGGCAUGGGCCAAAAAAAUAAUAGUGAUGCCGCGGCGCUCCAUGACGACUUUCUCUGGUACCCCAACGCUGGCCUGUACACCUUCAAUGCCAUGAUACAGUGCCUCUGCCGGGUUGGGCUUGACGCAGACACACAGGGCAAGGCGCGUGCCUCCCUUCAGCUACAUCGAAAGAUUUUAACUAUAUCUGAGGGUUGGUUUCAUGUGCGCACGGCUGCAGAACUGCACCAGCCACCGCGAGCGCCAUAUGGGGCAGCUGUCGACACGGUGGAUGUGGAGCCACUGCCAUUUGUGUUGGGCAGCGCUCACACCGCGGAGGAACUGCAUCAGUUCGCCCGCUACACAGCCUGCCGGGCUUUAGCUCUGUGA
Molecule: messenger RNA, 1059 nt
Organism: Trypanosoma rangeli
Lineage: Eukaryota; Euglenozoa; Kinetoplastea; Trypanosomatida; Trypanosomatidae
Exons: 1
Coding region: 1-1059 (352 amino acids)
Source: RefSeq, a predicted model, not a curated record